Molecule: messenger RNA, 1685 nt
Organism: Erigeron canadensis
Lineage: Eukaryota; Viridiplantae; Streptophyta; Magnoliopsida; Asterales; Asteraceae
Exons: 2
Coding region: 196-999 (267 amino acids)
Source: RefSeq, a predicted model, not a curated record
GUUGGAUAUAAAACUAUCAAAAUGACGAAUAAUUGGUUCUAAAAUCACGUGGGAAAUGGUAUAAAAUAUGACACAUCAGAAGUCCAUGACCUUAAAGACGCCAUCUUUUUUCUGGAUCUCGGUCGUGACAACUUGAUAUUUUACAACCCUGCAAUUGCCUCAGAGUUUGGGAGUUUUAUACACAUUCGUGAUAGAAUGGACAAUUUAAUACAUUCCUACCACGUCAACUAUCAAACCCUCGUCCCAUCUCCUAUACCUUCUCCAUUGCUGCCAACAAGCCACAUGUCAAUAUGUGAAUGUAGGUUACUAGAUGACCAUGUAAAAGCCAAAUCUGCUGUUGAUACUAAAAAGGAAGAGGAUGAGAUAGUGAUAAAAACAAUUACAAAUGACCAGGUUGGAUUUGAUGAAUCAGGCCUUCUUAAUAUGCCGCUUGAUGUUUUGGCGAUGAUUAUAAAGUUUUGUGUUGGUGUGGAAUACAUGAACUUUCGUGCUACAUGCAGAUGUUGCCAUCUUGCAGCACCUCUGAUACAAUGGAGAAAUGAAACAGCAUUAAAGAAUUACUCAUUAGUUUCACCCUGGCUGAUGGUUCUGCAAAGACAUCGAGGGGUUAUCACUUUUAAGGAUCCGCUGUUGGGCGGCGACUACUAUAUGAAAAAUUCGCAGAAAUCAGUUUUUGUUGAGAAAAUAUAUUGUUCCAGGUUUGGUUGGGUUGUUUUUAAAAUGACAGGCACACACCUGGUGUUUUUUAACGCAUUCACUAAUGACCUCCACAAGCUUCCAGAGUUGCAUCAUUCUCUUGACAGCUUAUAUUUCUCAGCUCCGCCUACUUCCCCUGAUUGUAUGGUGAUUGGAUUUGGGGGUGUACGAGAUUGGCUAGUUCACUUCCAUUUUGUAGCUGGAAAUCCAACCUGGCGUACGUUUUCUUUAGGUAUUCGUAAACCACCUCUUUGUUUGUCAACCUUAUUUGGCCGAGAUCUUUAUGCCUUGUCUACCGGGUGAGAUCUUAUUGUUAUCAAAAAGUUGGGCGAAGAUAACGCUUGGAUGCGUUUUAAAGCCAAAGCCCCAAGAAGUUCUUGUAGAUCUCGAGCGCAAUAUUUCUUGGUAAAAUGUGAUCAAGAUGUGUUACUACUCAUCAUAGGCGGGAUUGGAGAUCCUAUUGAGAUAUUCAAGCCAAAUGAUUCUACGCACGAAUGGGAGAAAAUAAAUGGCAUAGGAAAGCACACGAUCUAUAUAUGUAAUACAAUCUGUCUAUGCAUUGAAGCCAAAAUACCAGAAAUGGAGAAUAAGAUCUUCCUUCCACAAGUUUCUUCUGCGAACGGCAAGAUUUCUAUUCAAUAGAAACAUCCACAUUUCACACAUUUAAUGGCAAAAAUGUACAAGAGAAUGUAAGGGAUAUUUCUAAUGCUAGCCAUCUUUCUGCUCAUGCAUGGCUUGAUUAAGUUGGUCAUAGCUUACUUUUUAUUCGUAUUAUCAUUAUUAUGCUUUUAUCUUAGUGCGUAGAUAAUGCAGUAAAAAUCUAUGGGACAUGUUUAACCUCUAGCUUAUUUCUAACCUUUCACUUUUGUAUUGUUUAUGCAUUUUUCAUAAUUGGAAACUAAGCUAAUUUUGCUUGUGUUGGCAAUUGGCAAUAUUUUUAUUUUAUAUUUUAUAUACAAAAUGGGAAGAUAGUGUUCUCUCUUAUUUAA